Pseudophryne corroboree (corroboree frog) is the source of this 1731-nucleotide messenger RNA. RefSeq names its product DNA polymerase epsilon 2, accessory subunit (gene POLE2). Gene Ontology annotation, cellular component: epsilon DNA polymerase complex. The coding region runs from base 13 to 1599 and encodes 528 amino acids. The transcript is spliced from 19 exons. Gene Ontology annotation, molecular function: DNA binding. Gene Ontology annotation, biological process: DNA-templated DNA replication; error-prone translesion synthesis. The record is from RefSeq and is a predicted model, not a curated record. NCBI's taxonomy places the organism in Eukaryota, Metazoa, Chordata, Amphibia, Anura, Myobatrachidae.
CAACAUUUGGAGAUGGCUACUGACAGCAGACUGAAGAGUAAGGUGACCUCCGCCUUCAAGAUGCACGGACUGCUGCUGCGGGCGGAGGCCAGCAGGUAUCUCAGUGAAGUCCUAAGGUCUGUAAAUGAAGUGGAACUUGAAGAUGUAAUUGACAGUAUCAUUGGUGCCGUUGAGAAGCAGCCAUUGUCCUCCAACAUGAUUGAGAAGUCUGCAGUGGAGACGGCCGUACAGGAAUGCAGCCGGUCCUGUGAUGAAACAAUAGAGCACAUCUUCAAUAUUAUUGGAGCGUACGACAUACCCCGUUUCAUCUAUAACUCUGAGAGAAAGAAGUUCCUACCUAUAAAAAUAGCCAAUCUUCCAGAACCCAACCUGUUUGGAAGUGGAAGGGACAAAGCAGAUUUAUUCCGCGAGAGAUACACAAUCCUCCAGCAGAGAACGCACAGACAUGAGCUCUUCACCCCCCCUGUGAUUGGCGCACACCCUGAUGAGAGCAGGAGCAAAUUUCAGCUCAAAACUGUUGAAAACCUUUUGGGGAGUGCUGCCAAGAUGGGAGAUGUCAUUGUACUUGGAAUGAUAACUCAGCUAAAGGAGGGCAAAUAUUUCUUAGAAGAUCCUACUGGAGCAGUGCAGCUUAAUCUCAGCAAAGCCCAGUUCCACAGCGGUCUGUACACAGAAUCCUGUUUUGUUCUAGCAGAAGGCUGGUAUGAAGAUAAAGUAUUUCAUGUAAAUGCCUUUGGAUUUCCGCCCACCGAACCCUCCAGCACAACGCGGGCAUAUUAUGGCAAUAUGAAUUUUUUCGGUGGGCCCUCUUCCACGUCCGUGAAAGCUUCUGUAAAACUGAAACAGCUGGAGGAGGAAAAUGAAGACGCCAUGUUUGUGUUUUUAUCAGAUGUCUGGUUGGACCAGGUGGAAGUGAUAGAGAAGCUUCAUACCAUGUUUUCAGGUUACUCCACAGCUCCUCCGACCUGCUUCAUCUUUUGUGGCAACUUUUCUUCUGCGCCAUACGGGAAAAAUCAGAUUAAAGCACUAAAAGACUCCUUUAAGAAUCUAGCCGAUGUGAUACAUGAGUACCCAAACAUACGCAAAAGCAGCCGUUUUGUCUUCGUACCCGGUCCUGAGGACCCUGGGCCCGGUUUCAUCUUGCCAAGACCUCCUAUUGCGGAACACAUUACGGAAGAAUUUAGACAACGAGUGCCUUUCUCCAUUUUCACUACAAAUCCAUGCAGAAUUCAGUACUGCACACAGGAAAUUGUGGUCUUCCGGGAGGAUCUGGUGAAUAAAAUGUGCAGGAACUGUGUACGCUUCCCAAGCAGCAGUUUGGAUAUUCCCAGUCAUUUUGUCAAAACCAUUCUGUCGCAGGGACAUCUGACGCCACUUCCGCUUUUUGUCAGCCCUGUCUACUGGGCAUACGAUUACACUCUGAGAUUAUAUCCUCUGCCUGAUUUAGUCGUCAUAGCGGAUAAAUAUGAUCCAUUCACCGUCACAAAUACGGAAUGCCUGACCGUCAACCCUGGUUCAUUUCCAAAAAGUGGAUUUUCCUUCAAGGUUUAUUACCCAUCUAGCAAAACAGCUGAAGAUAGCAAACUGCAGAAUGUUUGAAUUGAAUAUGAAGAUAAAUCGUGAUCAUCUGAGAGUAUUCAAACCUCUUGCUGUAAAAAGUUUUUAUAUAUGUUUUGUAUGUAUUAUAUACUUUGUUAAAUUUACAUGUUUUAUAAUAAAAAUAGUACCGUA